AUGGGCUCUGUGUCAAGUCUGGCCAAGACCCUUCUUAUCCCGGCCGUAAUAUCUCUGGCGCUCUAUCUCCUCCUCUCAUUCCUAAUUGUCCCAUUCUUCCGGCGCUACCAUCAACGCUACUCACAAUAUCUUCCGCUGCAAGCCAUUUCCGCGCAUACUUUGUCCUUGCGAGAUCGUAUAGCCGAUGCCGUCAUGCGCUUCUUCUUGCCAUCGACGUGGCGGCGGCAGACCGACGGACAACACGAUAACAUUAGCAUUUUUGACGAGGAGGGGGAAAUCAUGGUUGGGAUGGACAUGGAUCCCUCUCGGAGGGAAGCGCUUGAAAGACGACGCGAUGCGGCUGACGCAAGUAGCCGACUCAGCCGGGACCUCGAGCAGGGGUUCAUGGACGAUAGCGAUGAUGAAGGGGAUGAUCAAGGUCAUUCAAGGGUCCGUCGAUAA
Molecule: messenger RNA, 441 nt
Organism: Aspergillus lentulus
Lineage: Eukaryota; Fungi; Ascomycota; Eurotiomycetes; Eurotiales; Aspergillaceae
Source: RefSeq, a predicted model, not a curated record